CACUCAUUUGAUUUUGUUAACACAGUUCCUUUCCAUUACGGAGCCCGCCAAACCUCAACUGAAGGGGCAAACCUAUAAAAGCCAAAAAUAAAAAUAAAAAAUAAAAAUAAAAAUAAAAGUUCUUCCAUUAGAGCAACAGCAGUAGUACUUCACUUCAAAUCUUCAAUACAGCAAAAAAGUGGGAAAAAAACACAGAAAAGAGGAGAAGAAGAAAGAGUCAGAUGAAUGGAUAGAGUAACAGUAGCAAACGAUUUGUCGUUUCGGGUCGGGCUCACGGGCCAUAGCGGCCAUCUUUGCAUCCAACCUCUCCCUCCCGUUGAAGCCGACAAUCCUCUCCGCGACCUCCCUGAAUUUGUUCUUCCACCUGCAUUUCCCGAGGAAACAAAAGAUUCUAUUAAGGAAUAUAUAGAGGACAAGUAUUUAACACCAAGAUUGGACCUCCAUGAGUUCUCUCCUGAAAAAGCUGGUAGGGACUGGGAUUUUGACUGGUUCAGCAAGGCCAAAAUACCUGUGGAGCCAUCAUUAGCACGGACAGCUGUGUUUCCUGAGUGGGAGCUACCAUUUAGGCGCAAAAAAGGACAAGAGCAAGGAAUAUGGGAGCCUCAGUCAGUGCAGGUGGAGAUAUCGGAAUUAACUGCAGGAGUAGAAGACUCUAGUGCUUUGCCACGAAUUACAGGGCCUGCAAAGGACUUUGUGAGGGGGAGCCUUCACAGUCGCCCUUUUCAUCCAGGUGGGUUAGAUGGAUCUCAGUCUUUACCAAGGGUUGUUCCUGAUGGUUCUUUGAAUGGUGACUGGACUCGUGAGGUUCUUGAGGGUGGUUCUGCAGAAAAGGCUCCUCCAAGCUUUAGGCAAGGAUUGGAUUUCGGCAAUCUCAAGGCAUAUCCUUCUUCGUGGAGUGUGAAUGAGUGCCAAGUUUUUCCAAAGGCUGUAUCAGAUGAGAAGCAGAGUACGAUGUCUCUGCAGUUUGAUGAUUUGUUCAAGAGAGCGUGGGAAAAUGAUUUUGCUGAAAACGACGAAUCUGAUGAUAAUGAAUCGGAAGCUGAGUGUAAGGAACCAGAAGCAGGGUGUAAUGAAUCUGAGAUACAAGUCAAUGAAGCUGAACUCGAAGGUGAUGUUGCGGAUGUUAACUUAUCGGAAUUAGAUCAAAUUCUAUCUGUGGAAUCUGCAGUGUUGGAUUUAAAGGUAGAUGUGAAGAUUGAAGAAGGUGACAAAGAGCGUAAAGAGUCCUGGGCUAUCCGUGAAAGCAACAAUAGUAUCGCAGAUCGUUUUCAUGAACUCGUUCCUGAUUUGGCUCUCGAGUUUCCGUUCGAAUUAGAUAGAUUCCAGAAGGAGGCUAUCUACUAUCUUGAACAAGGGGAAUCUGUUUUUGUGGCAGCUCAUACAUCAGCUGGAAAGACAGUUGUUGCUGAAUAUGCAUUUGCGUUGGCAUCAAAGCAUUGUACUAGAGCUGUAUACACAGCUCCAAUCAAGACAAUCAGCAAUCAGAAAUACAGAGAUUUCACUGGGAAAUUUGAUGUAGGUCUUCUAACUGGCGAUAUAAGCUUGAGGCCAGAGGCAUCCUGUCUCAUCAUGACUACUGAAAUAUUGAGGUCAAUGUUGUAUAGAGGUGCUGAUAUUAUCCGUGACAUUGAAUGGGUUAUAUUUGAUGAAGUGCAUUAUGUCAAUGAUGCUGAAAGAGGUGUUGUCUGGGAAGAAGUUAUAAUAAUGCUUCCUCGUCACAUUAAUUUCGUCCUCCUCUCCGCCACAGUUCCAAAUACAAUAGAAUUUGCUGACUGGAUCGGCAGAACAAAACAGAAGAUCAUCCGUGUAACUGGGACCACUAAGAGACCAGUCCCGUUGGAGCACUGCCUGUUUUACUCUGGAGAACUCUACAGAAUUUGCGAGAACGAAAUUUUUUUGACACAGGGCCUGAAAGCUGCUAAAGAUGCACACAAGAAAAAGAAUUCUAAUACUGGCAGAAGUGGCCCUACAGCGCAUUCAGGGUCUGCAGCGGGUUCUGGUGCAGCACAUGCUCAGAAUCAUGAAAAUUCUCAUCGUGGGAAACAAAAACAUUCUGUCAACUUCAGUGGGAGUGGGACUGGCUCAGGGAACUUUACAAUUGGAAGCCAAACCAACUUUGGCUUAAGACGAUCAGAUGCCUCUUUGUGGUUGCAACUUGUGAACAAGCUCUUAAAAAAAUCACUUUUACCUGUAAUCAUAUUUUGCUUUUCAAAGAACCGUUGUGAUAGAUCAGCUGAUAGUAUGACGAGUAUCGAUCUUACCAGUAGUUCGGAAAAGAGUGAAAUUCGUGUUUUCUGCGACAAAGCAUUUUCACGGCUGAAGGGGUCUGACCGAAAUUUACCUCAGAUUCUCAGAGUUCAAAGUCUUCUUCAUAGAGGAAUCGGUGUCCAUCAUGCUGGGCUUCUCCCAAUCGUGAAAGAAGUUAUAGAAAUGCUAUUCUGCCGUGGUGUAAUUAAGGUUCUGUUUUCAACGGAGACAUUUGCUAUGGGUGUCAAUGCUCCUGCCAGAACGGUCGUUUUUGAUACUCUGAGAAAGUUUGAUGGAAAGGAAUACAGGCAGAUAAUUCCAGGAGAAUAUACACAAAUGGCUGGUCGUGCUGGCAGAAGAGGGCUUGAUAAAUUUGGAACAGUUAUAAUAAUGUGCCGUGAUGAGAUUCUGGAAGAACGAGAUCUGAAACACGUCAUUGUUGGACAUCCCACCAGACUUGAAUCUCAGUUCCGACUAACUUAUAUUAUGAUUCUGCAUCUACUUCGUGUUGAAGAAUUGAAGGUAGAAGACAUGUUAAAAAGAAGUUUUGCUGAAUUUCAUUCUCAGAAGAAACUUCCUGAAAAGCAACAACUUCUGAUGGUAAAGCUUUCACAGCCCACAAAAACAAUAGAAUGUAUAAAGGGUGAACCAUCUAUUGAGGAAUAUCUUGAGAUGUAUACAGAGGCUGAGGGUUAUUCAAACCAGGUAACAGAGGGUGUCAUGCAGUCUCAUACCGCGCAGCAAUUUCUUGUGCCUGGAAGAUUGGUAGUAGUUAAAUCUCAAACGUUUCAGGAUCAUUUACUAGGGGUGGUAGUGAAAGCACCUUCAGCCAACUUGAAAAAGUACUUAAUUUUAGUGCUGAAACCUGAUUUACCUCCAACAAUGCAAUCCCCCGCUAGCAGUGGUGAGAUUCUUGACAUAGGGAGUAACAAAUCUGGAGAAGGCUUCUUUGUAUUACCCAAGGGUAAACGUGGUUUAGACGAUGAAUACUGUUCUUCUGUCACUGCUCGCAAGGGAUCUGGUGUAGUCAACAUAAAAUUGCCUUACCAGGGAGUGGCUGCUGGUGUGAACUAUGAGGUCAGAGAAGCAGACAGUAAAGAGUUCAUUUCCAUCUGCAAUUGCAAAAUAAAGAUUGACCAAGUUCGGCUUCUUGAAGACGUUAGCACUGCUGCCUAUUCAAAAACUGUUCAGCAAAUUUCUGAAAAGAAAUCCAAUGGGAGUAAAUAUCCUCCAGCUUUGGAUCCUAUAAAGGAUCUGAAGCUGAAAGAUGUGACCCUUGUUGAUGCAUACUAUAAAUGGAACAAGAUAUUGCAGAAUAUGUCUGAGAACAAGUGCCAUGGAUGUAUAAAGUUAGAUGAACAUAUGAAGUUAUUUAAGGAGAUAUUCAAGCACAGAGAGGAAGUCAAUGAGUUGAAGUUUCAAAUGUCUGACAAAGCACUUCAACAGAUGCCUGACUUUCAGGGGCGGAUAAACGUCCUGAAGGAAAUCGGUUGUAUAGAUGAUGACCUUGUGGUUCAGAUCAAAGGCCGUGUUGCUUGUGAAAUGAACUCCGGAGAGGAGCUUAUAUGCACUGAGUGUUUGUUUGAGAACCAGUUAGAGAACCUGGAACCAGAAGAAGCAGUUGCUGUAAUGUCUGCAUUUGUUUUUCAGCAGAAGAAUACUUCUGAGCCUUCUCUAACUCCCAAGCUAUCUGCUGCAGUACGGAGAUUAUAUGAUACAGCUAUCACACUGGGCCAGUUACAGGAAGGGUUUAAAAUCCCAGUUAACCCUGAGGAGUAUGCUCGAGAAAAUCUUAAGUUUGGUCUUGUUGAAGUGGUUUAUGAAUGGGCAAAGGGCACGGAAUUUGCUGAUAUUUGUGAGCUGACAGAUGUUCCUGAAGGCUUGAUAGUGAGGACCAUUGUUCGACUUGAUGAAACUUGUCGAGAAUUCAGAAAUGCUGCAGCUAUUAUGGGAAAUUCUGCUCUAUACAAGAAAAUGGAAGCUGCUUCAAAUGCCAUAAAACGUGAUAUCGUCUUUGCGGCUAGCUUGUACAUCACAGGAAUCUAACUCUGACAUGUCACAAAAGAAUUUUCUAAUGGGAUCUCCAAUGUGGCAGGUACAUGAAGGUACAUUAAGUAAAAGUAGGAUUAAUGACAUUGUUAGAAAACUCAUCCCUGUAUGUUACUGGUAAUGAGUGAUCAUCAUUCAUCACACUGGGAGAUCUGUAGAAAAUUUCAAUUAUGAUAAUUUUAUUGGAAUGUAGUCGUUUAAAAUUUCAGUUCAAUAUGAUGAACUUUAUUAAUAAUAGCUGUGUUAUUUGUGAAA
Molecule: messenger RNA, 4551 nt
Organism: Spinacia oleracea (spinach)
Lineage: Eukaryota; Viridiplantae; Streptophyta; Magnoliopsida; Caryophyllales; Amaranthaceae
Product: DExH-box ATP-dependent RNA helicase DExH11
Exons: 23
Coding region: 226-4293 (1355 amino acids)
Biological process (GO): nuclear-transcribed mRNA catabolic process, 3'-5' exonucleolytic nonsense-mediated decay
Cellular component (GO): Ski complex
Molecular function (GO): ATP binding; RNA binding; RNA helicase activity
Source: RefSeq, a predicted model, not a curated record